CAAGAAGCGCGCGAAGCUGCUCAGAGACUGACCGAUCUUUUCAAAUUUCAUAAACCAUGGGCAAGCAAAAACAACUGGUCAUUUCCCGGUUCUUCGCACGAAAGCCUGAAACAAAUAACCCGCCGCCACCGUCACCGCCUCCACCAGUAUCAUCUUCUCCACCACCCAAAAUUUCAACAACCGUCUCCUUCUCUCCCGCCAAACGCAAACUCCUCUCUACCCAUCUCACCACCACCCCCAAAAAACCCAAACUUUCUUAUGACAUUCCUACCCCCUCCUCCUCCUCCUCAUCUCUCCACCAAAAAUUCCUCGACAAACUUCUAGAACCUUCCUCUCCUGAAACCUCAAUAAAACCACCCUCUUCAUCAUGUCCUAAUAUCAAGUACACCCCACUAGAGCAGCAAGUAGUUAACCUCAAAACCAAGUACCCUGAUGUUCUUUUAAUGAUUGAAGUUGGUUACAAGUACCGAUUUUUCGGACCAGAUGCUCAAAUUGCGGCUACAGUAUUAGGGAUUUAUGCACAUAAGGAUCAUAACUUUAUGACGGCCAGCAUACCAACUUAUCGGUUAAAUGUCCACGUCAGAAGAUUGGUUAGCGCUGGCUAUAAAGUUGGGGUUGUUAAACAGACUGAGACUGCUGCUAUUAAAGCACAUGGGGAUAAUAAAGUUGGCCCAUUUUGUAGAGGGUUGUCGGCGUUGUAUACGAAGGCGACUUUGGAGGCUGCGGCGGAUGUUGGUGGCGGAGAAGAGCGGUGUGGGGGUGGGAGCAAUUAUUUGUGUUGUGUUGUUGAUAAAAGUGAGAGUGGUGAGUUUGAUACGAGGAUUGGGUUUGUUGGUGUGGAGAUUUCAACUGGUGAUGUUGUUUAUGGUGAGUUUAGUGAUGGUCUUUUGAGGAGUGGACUUGAGGCUGCUGUUUUGAGUUUGGCUCCUGCUGAGUUGCUGCUCGGAGACCCGCUUUCUAAAGAAACUGAGAAGUUGCUCCUUGCAUAUGCUGGACCUUCCUCAAAUGUCAGAGUGGAGCGAACCUCGCGAGUUCACUUAAGUGAUGGUGGUGCACUUGCUGAAGUGAUGUCUUUAUAUGAGACGGCGAGUAAACAUACGGCAGUCUGUGAGGAUCAACAAAGGACGGACAUGAUAGAGCACGGCAAUACUUCCUUGGCUAUUGAGGGAAUCAUGAACAUGCCAGAUUUGGCUGUGCAAGCGUUGGCCUUAACCAUCUCUCAUUUAAAACAAUUUGGAUUUGAACAAAUUUUGAGUCUUGGAGCUUCAUUUCGACCAUUCUCUAGCAACAUGGAGAUGAUCCUUUCAGGCAAUACACUUCAACAAUUAGAGGUUUUGAGGAAUAACUCAAAUGGGUCCGAGUCUGGCUCCUUGCUGCAGAUCAUGAAUUGUACUAUUACCAUUUCUGGUUCCCGGUUAAUAAGACACUGGGUGGCUCACCCUUUAUGUGAUAAAGAGAUGAUAUCUGCUCGUCUUGAUGCUGUUUCUGAGAUUUCAGAAUCCAUGAUGUCUUAUAACGCAUCACAAAAUGUUGGUGAAUUUGGGGAAGAGGAUUAUAAUUUUUCAAUUGAAAAGCCUGACUUCUAUUGCUUGCUUACUUCCGUUUUGACAAUGUUGGGAAAAUCACCUGAUAUUCAGCGCGGAAUUACAAGAAUUUUUCAUCGGACUGCCACUGCAUCUGAGUUCAUUGCAGUUAUUCAAGCCAUAUUAAAUGCCGGGGAACAACUUCAGCGAUUUCACAUUGAAGAAGAGCAGAACAAUGAGAGAGUUGAAGCAAGGACUGUGAACUCAGUUCUAUUAAGAAAGUUGAUUUUGACUGUGUCAUCAUCCAGUGUACUAGCUGUUGCUGCAAAAUAUUUGUCUACCCUGAAUAAGAAAGCUGCUGAAAAUGGGGACAUGGCAAACUUAAUCGUUGUUUCUAACGGCCAAUUCCAAGAGGUUGCAAGAUCCCGAAAAGAAGUUCAAUUGGCGAAGUCUAAAUUGGAGUCUUUGAUAAGUUUAUAUCGCAAGCAGCUUAGAAUGUGUAGAUUGGAAUUCAUGACCGUCUCCGGAAUCACUCAUUUGAUAGAGUUGCCUGCAGAUGUCAAAGUACCAUUAAGCUGGGUGAAAGUUAACAGUACAAAGAAGAUGAUUCGUUAUCACCCACCCGAAGUAUUAGCUGCCUUAGAUCAGUCAAAACUGGCUAAUGAGGAGCUCAUGGUUGUCUGCCGAGCUGCAUGGGAUAGCUUUCUAAGAGGUUUUGCCAAACACUAUGCUGAAUUCCAAUCUGUUGUUCAAGCACUUGCUGCUUUGGAUUGUUUGCACUCGCUCGCCACUCUGUCAAAGAAUAAGAAUUAUGUCCGUCCCCAGUUUGUGGAUGAUGAUGAACCUGUUCAGAUACAUAUAUCCUCUGGUCGUCACCCAGUUUUGGAGACCAUUUUACAAGACAGUUUUAUCCCAAAUGAUACACACUUAUGUGGUGAUGGAGAGCAUUGCCAGAUUGUCACUGGGCCCAAUAUGGGGGGCAAGAGUUGCUAUAUUCGCCAAGUUGCUCUCAUCACUCUGAUGGCUCAGGUUGGUUCCUUUGUACCAGCAUCAUCAGCAAGAUUGCAUGUGUUAGACGGCAUCUACACUCGAAUGGGAGCUUCUGACAGCAUCCAACAAGGGAGAAGCACCUUUUUGGAAGAGCUGAGUGAGGCAUCUAAUAUACUCCAUAAAUGCACAGCAAGUUCCCUGGUUAUUAUCGAUGAGCUUGGGAGGGGCACAAGCACACAUGACGGGGAAGCUAUUGCCUAUGCUACAUUACACCAUCUUCUAGAGCAAAAAAGAAGCAUGGUCCUCUUCGUAACCCAUUACCCAAAAAUUGCUGACAUCAAAAAUGAAUUUCCGAACUCUGUGGGGGCAUACCAUGUAUCGUAUCUGACUGCAGAGAAAAAUGGGUCUGUGGCAGAGUCGAAUUUUGUUGAUGAAGAUGUCACUUACCUUUACAAGUUGGUGCCUGGUGUGUCAGAGAGGAGUUUUGGAUUUAAGGUUGCGCAGCUAGCACAGUUACCUUUGUCAUGUAUAAAACGUGCUACUGCCAUGGCGGCAAGACUGGAAGCGGUGGUAAGCUGCGAAAGGAGAAACAGAUUGGAUAAAGGUCAGCUGCUAAAGACACUGUCAAGUGAUCAGCAAAAAAACCUUUUAGGAUCUUCUGAUUUCUUCCAGGAUGAGAAGACUGAGAAUCAUAAAGAACUAAGCGAUUGUUACGAGAAUUUCUUUUCAAACUUGAGGCUCGCAUUACUCAGUGGAGAACCUGGUAGAGGUUUUCAGUACUUGGAGAAUGCUAGAAGCAUUGCAAAGGCAUUAAUAAACAGGUGACAUUUCAGUUUCUGAGUCACUCAAAUUUAUCACAUCGAUAAAUUGAUCAUUGGUUGGCUGACAUCUCGAAACCAUACGGCAAGGUGGAGCCGGAGAAGGGCUCAAAAGAUCAAUGACCUCAUUCUUAGGAAGACUUGCACCAACAUAACAGGAAGAUGAGGCAGCAUUGUUGUUUAAAUUGCUUUUCGACCCUAAACGAACCGCAAUUCCGCUUGUUCUCUCCCCUGAUAUCAUUGAUUUUGAAGGAACAAAAUCCCCCGAUACCACAGAUUUCGAAGAAAUGGAAUCCCCUGAAAUCACUGAUCUUGAAGGAACAGAAUCGUUAAGUGCAGUAUUACUUUCGGAUUCAAUGUCAAGCAUCAAAUUUUGAAGCAUUAAAUUAAUUUCAGCUACUGUAGAUCUGCUUUCUGCUUUCUUUGUUCUUGGUUUCCGGUGAUUCUGUUUCUUCCCCAAGGCUCUCUUCUGCUCAAACUCAGCAAUCCUUUCCGGACAAGCACUGUAUAUAAGCAAGAAACAAGGUCAACUUUAAAAUUUCGAACUGGGAUAUGAUACCAGAAUGAUAUUUUCAUAGGAUUUGACCAAGUUGCAAUUACAACAUAAGAAGGUCUUAUUUAUUUUGCUUGUUUCAAAUAAUUUGACCAAACCCUUCUUAUUAAGGUAAAUAUGCAAAUCCUCAAAUCAGCCAAAGGUCUAGCAAUGUGCUCAUGUUUCAACUGACUUUUUGUAAUUCGAAGUGAAUAGAGAAAACAGAUGACAAUUAUACAGCA
Molecule: messenger RNA, 4105 nt
Organism: Mercurialis annua (annual mercury)
Lineage: Eukaryota; Viridiplantae; Streptophyta; Magnoliopsida; Malpighiales; Euphorbiaceae
Product: DNA mismatch repair protein MSH3
Exons: 13
Coding region: 57-3338 (1093 amino acids)
Biological process (GO): mitotic recombination; mismatch repair
Cellular component (GO): nucleus
Molecular function (GO): ATP binding; ATP-dependent DNA damage sensor activity; mismatched DNA binding
Source: RefSeq, a predicted model, not a curated record